CUCAGCCCAGGUCCGAAGCUUUGAAGAAAAAACAGAACGAAGAGUGCGGAAGACCGAAGACGCCAAGACGGGGAAGAGAAAGCUGAAAGCGCCGACGAGUCGAGUCAGUCGACGACCGCCGCCGCCCGCCAGCCAGCGCCAGGCUCCAGCCUUCCACGACCGCAACACGCAUCCACGCCACGCCUCCAACCUCCAGGACCCCGACCGCACUGUCCGUACGCACGACGCCCUCACGCAGUCACGCCCUACCAAUCCGGGCUGUCCGUCAGUCCACUUUUCACGCUAGGACGCUACCCGCAGUAACCUUCCUGCAGGUUCAUUUUUUAAUUAGAGCGUAAAGCUUCAGUAUGGGAAAAGCCAGGCCACGUGAAGAUGCGUCCACACGAGCUGACCGCAAAUUCGAGAAGAAAGUGCAAUUUUAUACCAAGGUUAAGGAAACGGUCGCUUCCUUGAGUGCACAGAAGUCCAUCACUAAGAAGUCAAAGGCCCAAAGGAAGAAAAAGAAGUUGCUGGCAUAUGAUCUAUCUUCUCUUUCAGAGUUCCUCCCUGGUUUGGAGGCUCCUAAGCAACCACCAAAACGAACAGAACUUAAGUUAAACAGUAAAAACAGGCAAAAGCUAGUGGUGAAGGAAGGCAUUCAAUUGCAGGCUGUUAUUAAACAUCCCGCUUUCCAAUCGAAUCCAAUGCAAGCCAUUUUUCAACAUUUGCAGAGCACGCUUCCUCUAGAAGAUAAGAAACCGAAACAGGUUUACUAAAAAAGAGAAGCAGUAAAGGGAAAAAGAAAAAAUCCAAGCCUCAGUUAAUGGAGACAUGAUUUAGCUAUGAGUUCUUUUUUUCCGCGCAAUGAAUCCUUUUUGCUUGUAUUCUGUGUCCAGAUUAGACCUCUAGAAUUUUCGGGUCUUCUGUUUUUUUUUUUGGAAUUUUCAUCUAUAUGCCAAGUGAAAAGUUUGUGUCUUGCGUCGGGAAAAACAGAUUUGAUAGCGGCUGCCAUGGAAAAUGACUAGUCUGUCAUGGAAGUGAUGGGGUGUUUACCAUUCAUAGAUUUCAGGAAAGUUUGAAAUAACCAAACAAAAGAUUCCACAUUCUCCUUCAACAUAAAGCCACAACCAAACAUUAUGUUUUUACGGUGAUGAUUCAUACCAACAAAAGGAUCAUAGAUCAUGUCAUACUUGUUAGUCCUGUAAGUUG
Molecule: messenger RNA, 1188 nt
Organism: Cuscuta europaea
Lineage: Eukaryota; Viridiplantae; Streptophyta; Magnoliopsida; Solanales; Convolvulaceae
Source: the annotation of a GenBank genome assembly